AUGAGCAUGGACCAGGGUCAUGCCGCUCACCUCCAAACUGACAACGAGUUCCUCCGCAGCCUCGUGCAGCAAACGCAACGAGAGAAGCGCGCUUUGAUGGACACAAUUGAGGCUCUCCAAGCAGAAAAAUCUCAGAUGACCUCGCAAAUCGAAAACAUGAAUCAGGAGCGCAGCGCGUUACUCACAGAGCGGGAAAUCCUACAUGCUACAAUCAAGAAGUUGCAAUUCCCUGCUGGUGCGAACCCUUUUGCCCAGAGUCAUGGUCACGUUGUACCGAUGAGAUCUCCGAGUGCAACAACCUUUCCAAGCAACAAUCCCUGGGGUGCGAUCGGAAGUGGGAGUCGAGGAAGUAGCACGAGUCCUAUCUGCACUCCUCUUGACAGCCCUGCCAUGCAACCACGCAGUUUCAGUAUCGCAGCUCCCGUCGGUCCGGUGGGCAGCAUCCCUGUUCAUCCCGGCGGCGGCGCAAUGAGAACGAGUACGAAAACUACCUCUGAUUCAACCCUGGACUCCACAGUGCCGACACAUCCUGCAGUCAAUGGCAAUGGCAGUAGCGUUAAGCGAGGAAAUAUAAAGACAGAUGCGCAAGUCGAUGACACUCUUGUCUCCAGCAAUGUGGAAGGCGAGAGACUCAAGAACUUGUUGAGCAGCUUGGGCCCGACUUUCUAA
Messenger RNA from Cladophialophora psammophila CBS 110553, 669 nucleotides. RefSeq lists its product as uncharacterized. The coding region runs from base 1 to 669 and encodes 222 amino acids. Lineage: Eukaryota; Fungi; Ascomycota; Eurotiomycetes; Chaetothyriales; Herpotrichiellaceae. The transcript has a single exon. The record is from RefSeq and is a predicted model, not a curated record.